AUGGAGGAGCAAGAUGUGAUUGAUCAAUCAUUUGGAGGUGUCAAUGAAUUGUCUAUGUCUCCACCUACCUUAUUUGAUGUGAUUGGAGAGCCACAAUCAAUUCCUUGUGCUGUUGAAAUGAUCCCAACACCUACACCACAAAUGAAUUCCACAAAAUGGAAGGAUUUGAUUAUUGGAGAAGGACAAAUAUUUCCAAAUGCCACUACUCUCCGGAAAACAUUAUACAAGUACAGCUUAUGCCAGAAGUUUUCGUACGUUUUCAUUAAGAAUAAUCAGCAAAAGAUCAUUGUGAAGUGCAAGGUUGAUGGUUGUCCAUGGUAUAUGGGUGCAUAUUCAAUGGGAGCACAUCAAGAUACUGAGUUUUUAACUAUCAGAACGUACAAAAGUGAACACAUUCAUCAUGCACAGGACAACUUAAUUGUACCUCACUCAGGAAGGUCAAAUUUAGCUGCUUCGAUUGUGAUUGAUGACUUGAGGUGCAAUGUUGACAAGAGUCCUAAUGAAAUCAGAAAGGACUUGUAUAAAGAAUAUGGAGUGCAAUUGAACUAUACUCAAGCAUAUAGGGUUAGGAAGAGAGCACUAAUGGAAUUACAUGGUCGAGUAGAAGAUUCUUAUAAAGUAAUCCCUUGGAUGUGUGAGAGACUCAUGGAAACUGAUCCUGACACAGUUGCAAGAUGGGAAGGCUCAGAUAGCAACCGAUUUGAGAGGCUAUUCAUUGCAUAUGGAUGCUCAAUUAAAGGCUUUGUGGAAGGUUGCAGACCAAUUAUUUAUAUAGAUGGAUGUCAUUUGAGUGGUCCUUACAAAGGAACUUUAUUAUCAGCUUGUGCAUUUGAUGCAGACAAUGAGUUGUUUCCUUUAGCAUAUGAUCAGAGUAAUGCUAUUAUCGGUGCUGUCAAGACAGUAUUUGAUGGUGAUAGACAUGCUUUUUGCUAUCGACAUGUGAAAGAAAAUUAUAGUGCUCAGUAUGUGAAAAUCAAUAGAGGUGUGAGACGGACCUCAGAAAAUAACAAGGAGAAUGCACUUAAUUUACUUGAUGGAAUUGCAUAUGCAAGGCAUGAUAAUGAGUUUAAUGUUGCAAUGGGAAAUUUAAGAUUGUUUUGUCCUCAAUUGGCACAAUGGGUUGAAUCUCAUGGGGAUGUGGAUAGAUGGGCGCAAAGUAAAUUUCCUUUUAAGAGAUGGGAUAACAUCACCAAUAAUCUUGCUGAGUCUUUUAAUGCAUGGAUGUUGAAAGAAAGGAAGCACACCUUGCCGGUUUUGAUACAAGAGCAUCAAGAGAAGUUGGCUAAGAAGAUGGUUGCUAGCAAAAUGGGGAUGAAAAGCUGGAAAAAUGGUGUAGGACCCAAUAUUGAAUCAAAGUUGUCGGAACAAAUAGCAAGAGGUGCGUGUAUGGAGGCAACAUAUUAUGGUGAUGACCAUAUUUCGGUGCAGACAAUACGUGAGGGACGCAUCAUCUAUGUUGCUGUUGAUCUGAUUUCUCACAGAUGCACAUGUUUGGCAUGGCAAAUGAGUGGAAUACCUUGUCCACAUGCUUGUGCAGCAAUCAAACUAGUUCAUCGUAGUGUGUAUGAUUAUGUAGAUGAUUGUUACAAAUUGUCCACACAGGAGAAAAUAUAUGCAAAUAGCAUGAGGCCAAUUGCAACACAUGAUUGCCCACAGCCUGAUGCACCUAUUGUGAGUCAUAUGCUGACCCAAACAUUCUUGCAUCCACUGAUAACCAAAAGGCCUCCAGGAAGGCCAAGGAUUAAUAGGAUAGAAUCUCAGUUCCAAAAUAAGAGGGUUUAUCAUUGUGGAAGAUGCAAAGAGCCUGGACACACUGCCAAGACAUGCAAGAACCCAAAUCCCAGCUGA
Neltuma alba is the source of this 1848-nucleotide messenger RNA. RefSeq lists its product as uncharacterized. Gene Ontology annotation, molecular function: zinc ion binding. The record is from RefSeq and is a predicted model, not a curated record. The transcript is spliced from 3 exons. Bases 1 to 1848 code for a protein of 615 amino acids. NCBI's taxonomy places the organism in Eukaryota, Viridiplantae, Streptophyta, Magnoliopsida, Fabales, Fabaceae.